Molecule: messenger RNA, 2659 nt
Organism: Malaya genurostris
Lineage: Eukaryota; Metazoa; Arthropoda; Insecta; Diptera; Culicidae
Exons: 7
Coding region: 712-2208 (498 amino acids)
Source: RefSeq, a predicted model, not a curated record
CUCCGCUACUCAGUAUAGCGUGCGAAGUUGCUGGAAGAAGGUCGUCAAGUUCAGAUCAACUGAUCAACGUCGAUCAUACACAAGCAAGUGUUGGUUGGUGCAUCGCGAUUGUGUUCCCUCUCUCUCUCUUUCUCUCGCUCGCUCGCUCGUUCGUUCUUUUCACUCGAGUUGUGGCAACCUGGCUGAGUACUUUUCAGCAUUGUGAGACGGUUUGGUCACAGCUCACUUGAACUGGGUGAGACGAAUUCUAUUCGCAACAUUGAAUGGUACCAAGUGAAACAGUGCAAGUUGCGAUUUAGUCGACGUGGUGUUACAUGAAAACAGCAAUACCUGUUAAUAAAAGGUAUUGCUCUAAUAGGUUGCUGCAAUAAACACGCGGGAAGUGUGAUUGCACACGAAGACAAUUAUACGUUACAUAGGUUUCAACGUGUAAUUGUAUGCUCGUGUGCAAAGCUGAUCCUGUGUCUGGAGCGUUCGAAUUGGGGAAACCCCUUUGAUCUAAAUCUCGAUUCCCAUGCGCCCGGGGGCGAUUGUUGUUGGGGUGAGAAUUGGAAAAAACACCUGUUGGUUUGCCGGAGAAUGAAAUAACCAUAACAACGACGAUAAAACAAGUGCGUUUCAUGUGAGUGCAAUAUCUGUGAAGAAACGUGGUAACAUCGCGGAAAGUUCAUUCAUUGCAGCAGUGAAGUGUGUUGUGAACAGUGGUGAAAGAUGCGAAAUGUCUGGAUUGUGGUGGCCAGCGCAUUGCUGGCGUUUGCCAACUUCGUCAAAUCGCAAGAGACCUCUCGAACCCUGUACAGCUCGAGAUAUGACAACCUGGACAUCGAUACGAUUCUAUCGAGUAAUAGACUGGUGAACAACUAUGUUGACUGCUUGCUCAGUAGAAAGCCUUGUCCCCCGGAAGGAAAGGAUUUGAAGAGAAUCCUUCCGGAAGCCCUUCGCACAAAAUGUGGACGAUGUUCCGCCACCCAGAAGGAGAAUGCCAUCAAAAUCAUUACCACACUGUACAACAACUAUCCAACUCAGUAUCAGGCUCUCCGGGAGCGUUGGGAUCCAUCGGGUGAAUAUCAUCGACGCCUGGAGGAGUACAUCCGGGGACUGCAGUUCAACCAAAUCGGUAGUAAUGGUGGAAAUGGCGUAAGCCCAUCCGACCGUCCGGUAAGAAAUGAUUUCGAUCGGGAUCAGUCCCAGAUACUGCUGCAGACACUGCUCCUGUCAACGACGACAGCAGCUCCGACGACACCGAGUCCGAAUGUGAUCCCCAGUGGACCUCAGCAACGACCCCAAUUGGCACAAUCACAGAUAACACAACCGGUAGCACCUGUUUCAAUUACAUCUACUACCACAUCCACAACCAGUACAACUAGUACUACAGUUACUCCUCCUUCUACUACAAUAUUUACUUCUACUAUUACUACUACAACUCCCACUACAACUUCAACAACUACUACUACUACCUUACCUAAUACCGUUGGUUCUGGUACCACUAGCAGUAGUAGAAGCAGCAGCGCUAGUAACGGGGGCUUCUCGGUGGAAUCUAGUACUGCGGCAGCAACGACUAGUACCACUGGGACAAUCGCUACUAGCUCGACGCAGCCGCCGACACUUGCGGAUUCCCCGGCCAUGGAUUCGCUGCCAACGGUGGGAACCGUUUCCAAUCGGUUUGGUGACGAUGGUGAGAAUGGUAACGGUGGCAACGUGCCGAAUGUCGCGAGACCCACGAUCCCGAACCCGACGACAGCGCGACCACAACCCGCACCGACCACGAAGCCCACGGUCAGACAGACCACCACCACUCGGACUGUAACCCAGCGAACCACCACUAGAUUUAUCGAAUCGGCUCCAGUACCAGUGGUUCCACUCCGUCCGGUCCAGGUCCCGGUACAGGUUCAGGUUCAAGUACUAGCACAGCGUCCCCAACCAUUGGCACCGCCCGCACAAGCACAGCCCCGACCACAAUUCCAACCUCAGCCGGUUCCGGUUGGCAUGACAACACCGAAUAAUAUUAUUGAUAACUUUUUUAUUCCACCCGGUCAGGGCGGAGUGCCGGCGAACCCCAAGGGUAGUGCCUUCGUAGGAUUGUUCAAUCAAAUUGGCACCAAAUUGGCCACCACGGCCGACGCAAUCGCCGGAAUGCUGCGGAAGACGGUGGACGUGAUUGUUACUUCGCAUCUGCAGGCUCACCAACGAGCGAUGAGAAGCUAUUGAGCAGGUAAAAUUGGAAAAUCCGUACCAUGCGUUUGCAGUUCUUGCCGUUUUAGGCAUUUUUUCCGGAGAUGCGAAUGGAAUUUCGUGUUGCUCUUCGGAUGGCGGAUGCUGUUAUUAACUUAUAUUCUGAUUAGGAUGUUAAGAAUAUAUACCAUAUUUGCUAGGGUUUUGAUUGCAAAGUAAACUCCUCGGCUGCGUUUCAAGAAGUUGGGGUUAGGCGUGUUAGAUAAAGGUACUGUGAAAAAAUUUGAACUUAAAUUUCGAACCAGAAAAUUAGGUCUCAGAAAGGUGAUUUUAGGAGAAAUUUAGGGAAACUUAUCAUCUAGGCAAGCGAACCCAACUAACUAGGUUCAAAGAAAGAGUGCGAUGAUUGAGAACGAGGGAAACAGCAUGUGUAAAUGGAGGUUGUAAUAUCAUUAUUUCAAUAAAUCUUAUCUUUACGAGUUGACAA